Geosmithia morbida is the source of this 6891-nucleotide messenger RNA. RefSeq names its product acetyl-CoA carboxylase / biotin carboxylase 1. NCBI's taxonomy places the organism in Eukaryota, Fungi, Ascomycota, Sordariomycetes, Hypocreales, Bionectriaceae. Gene Ontology annotation, molecular function: metal ion binding; ATP binding; acetyl-CoA carboxylase activity. Gene Ontology annotation, biological process: fatty acid biosynthetic process. Bases 1 to 6891 code for a protein of 2296 amino acids. The transcript has 3 exons. The record is from RefSeq and is a predicted model, not a curated record.
AUGGCUCCGUUAGCAAACGGCUCCAAUGGCGCCGCCAAUAGCGUAGCCUCUUACGCCGAGAAGCACAAUCUUGCCGACCACUUUAUUGGAGGCAACAACCUGCAAACUGCUCCUGCUAGCAAGGUCAAGGACUUUGUCGCUCAACAUGAUGGUCACACUGUCAUUACAAACGUUCUCAUCGCCAACAAUGGUAUCGCCGCCGUCAAGGAGAUUCGUUCCGUCCGGAAAUGGGCGUACGAAGUCUUUGGAGACGAGCGCGCCAUCCACUUCACAGUCAUGGCCACCCCCGAGGAUCUCCAGGCCAACGCAGACUACAUCCGCAUGGCUGACCACUACGUCGAGGUCCCCGGAGGUACGAACAACCACAACUACGCCAAUGUUGAGCUCAUUGUCGAUAUUGCCGAGCGUAUGAACGUCCACGCCGUCUGGGCCGGCUGGGGCCACGCCUCGGAAAACCCCAAGCUCCCCGAGUCCCUCGCCGCCUCCCCCAACAAGAUUGUCUUCAUUGGCCCCCCGGGAUCCGCCAUGCGCUCGCUUGGUGACAAGAUUUCCUCAACCAUUGUUGCCCAGCACGCCCAAGUGCCCUGCAUCCCCUGGUCCGGGACCGGUGUUGACGAAGUCGAGGUGGACGACAAUGACAUCGUCACCGUUCCUGACGAAGUCUACGCCAAGGGCUGCGUCUACUCGUGGGAGGAGGGUUUGGAAAAGGCCCGGCAGAUUGGCUUCCCCGUCAUGAUCAAGGCCUCCGAGGGUGGUGGUGGCAAGGGUAUCCGCAAGGCUGAUAGCGAGGAGGGCUUCGAGGCGCUCUACAGGGCCGCCGCCAACGAGAUCCCCGGGUCCCCCAUCUUCAUCAUGAAGCUGGCCGGCAAUGCCAGGCAUCUCGAGGUCCAGCUUCUGGCUGACCAGUACGGAAACAACAUCUCCCUCUUUGGCCGUGACUGCUCCGUUCAGCGUCGCCACCAGAAGAUUAUCGAGGAGGCCCCCGUCACCAUUGCCAAGGAAGACACCUUUAGGCAGAUGGAGGAGGCUGCUGUCAGGCUAGGCAAGCUGGUCGGCUACGUCUCUGCUGGAACCGUCGAGUACCUCUACUCCCACGCCGAUGAAAAGUUCUACUUCCUCGAGCUCAACCCUCGUCUCCAGGUCGAGCACCCUACCACAGAAAUGGUUAGUGGCGUCAACUUGCCCGCCGCUCAGCUGCAGAUCGCCAUGGGCCUGCCCCUCCACCGCGUCCGCGACAUCAGGCUACUCUACGGCGUCGACCCCAAGACGUCGAGCGACAUUGACUUCGGCUUCCAGCUAGAGGGUACCGCCCAGACCCAGCGCCGUCCCCGCCCCAGGGGCCACACUACCGCCUGCCGCAUCACCUCCGAGGAUCCUGGUGAGGGCUUCAAGCCUUCCAACGGUGUCAUGCACGAGCUCAAUUUCCGUUCCAGCUCAAACGUCUGGGGUUACUUCUCCGUCGGUACCCAGGGUGGCAUCCACAGCUUCUCCGAUUCACAGUUCGGCCACAUCUUUUCCUAUGGCGAGAACCGCACCCAGUCUCGGAAGCACAUGGUUGUCGCCCUCAAGGAGCUGAGCAUUCGUGGUGACUUCAAGACCACCGUCGAGUACCUCAUCAAGCUGCUCGAGACCGAGGACUUCGAGGACAACACAAUCUCCACAGGCUGGCUCGACGAGCUCAUCUCGAAACGCCUGACGGCCGAGCGCCCCGACCCCAUGCUCGCUGUCGUCUGCGGUGCCGUCACAAAGGCCCACAUCGCUAGUGAGGCGUGCCUCGCCGAAUAUCGUGCCGGUCUCGAGAAGGGCCAGGUACCCCCUAGCCACAUCCUCAAGACUGUAUUCGCCAUUGACUUCAUUUACGAUGGCUACCGCUACAAGUUCACCGUCACCCGCUCCAGCACCGACAGCUACCACAUCUUCAUUAACGGCUCCAAGUGUUCCGUCGGUAUCCGUGCUCUCAGGGACGGUGGCCUGCUCAUCCUGCUUGACGGCCACAGCCACAACGUCUACUGGAAGGAGGAGGUCGGCGCCACCCGCCUCUCUGUCGACUCCAAGACGUGCCUGCUCGAGCAGGAGAGCGACCCUACGCAGUUGCGCAGCCCCAGCCCUGGAAAGCUCGUCGGCUACACCGUCGAGAGCGGCACCCACCUCCGCGCCGGCCAGGCCUACGCUGAGGUAGAGGUCAUGAAGAUGCACAUGCCCCUCACCACCCAGGAGGACGGUGUGGUUCAGCUCAUCAAGCAGCCCGGAGCCGUUCUCGAGGCCGGUGACAUACUCGGCAUACUCGCUCUCGACGACCCUAGUCGCGUUAAGCAGGCUACGCCCUUUGUCGGGAAGCUGCCCGAGUACGGCCCCCCCGUCGUCGUCGGCACCAAGCCCGCCCAGCGCUUCAACCUCCUCUACAGCACCCUCCAAAACAUUCUCGAGGGCUAUGACAACUCGGUCGUGAUGGCUGCCACCCUGCAGAAGCUCAUAGAGGUUCUGCGCGACCCCGAGCUGCCCUACAGCGAAUGGAACGCCCAGUUCUCGGCCCUGCACGCCCGCAUGCCCCAGAAGCUCGACGCCCUCUUCACCCAGAUUGUCGACCGCGCCCGCACCCGUCAGAGCGAGUUCCCCGCCAAGACCUUGCACAAGGCCCUUGCUAAGUUCCUGGAGGAGAGCGUGGCCCCUAGCGAUGUCGCCGCCCUCGAAGCCACCCUUGAGCCCCUCACCAAGGUCGUCGACCUCUACAUUGAAGGCCAGAAGGCACGCGAGCUUAAUGCCAUCCGCACCCUGCUCGAGACCUACUGGCAGGUUGAGUCGCUGUUUGUGAACCAGCCUCAGGAGGAGACGGUUGUCCUCGCCCUGCGUGACCAGCACAAGGACGACAUCACCAAGGUUGUCCACACGGUCCUGUCCCACAGCCGCGUCAGCGCCAAGAGCAACCUCAUGGUCGCCAUCCUCGACGAGUACAGGCCCAACAAGCCUAACGUUGGCAACGUCCCCAAGUAUCUCCGCGACAUCCUGCGCAAGCUCGCCGAGUUGCAGCACUCGCGUUCCACCUCAAAGGUCUCGCUCAAGGCCCGCGAGAUUAUGAUCCAGUGCUCCCUGCCUUCGCUCGAGGAGCGUGCCUCUCAGAUGGAGCACAUCCUCCGGUCUUCGGUGGUCGAGUCGCGCUACGGUGAGUCGGGCUGGGACCAUCGCGAGCCUAGUCUCGACGUCCUGAAGGAAGUCGUCGACUCGAAGUAUACCGUCUUUGACGUCCUGACCCUCUUCUUUGCCCACGAGGACCCCUGGGUCGGCCUGGCUGCACUCGAGGUCUACGUCCGCCGUGCCUACCGCGCCUACAUUCUUAAGAAUAUUGACUACCAGACUGACGACGCGGGCACGCCCCUCUUUGUGUCGUGGGAUUUCAACCUUCGCAAGAUGGGCCAGUCCGAGUUCGGCCUCCCCAUGCAGUCCCCUGCCAUCUCCACCAUCGCGACCCCGUCCACCCCGGGCGAGUACCCUGGUCUCGGCAGCGCUGGUGCCGGCGAGGGCAGCAGCGGCCAUGGCCUGGGAGGGCGCAUCCGCUCCGUCAGCGACAUGUCGUACAUCAACGCCAGGAUGGACGAGGAGCCGAACCGUCGCGGUGCUAUCGUGCCCGUCAAGUACAUUGACGAUGCCGAGGAGCUCCUCCAGAAGGCCCUGGAAGCCCUGGGCCCGUCCAGCGAGGGCUCCAAUGACGACGGCCCCGACCUGAAGAGCAACCUGAGCCGCCAGCGCAACCCCGCCGUGUCCGGCAAAACCAAGCGGAUCCACCUCGGCGAGCUGUCGGCCGUCAUUAAUGUCGCCAUCCGUGACGCUGAGGGUGACAGCGACCAGGUGACUCUGGAGCGCCUGCAGCCCAUUGUCGACGAGUUCAAGGAUGAGCUCCUGCACCGCGGCGUGCGCCGGCUGACCUUCAUCUGCGGAUACCGCGACGGCUCGUACCCCAGGUACUAUACCUUCCGCGGCCCCGAAUACGACGAGGACGCCAGCAUCCGUCACAGCGAGCCGGCUACGGCCUUCCAGCUGGAGCUGGCCCGUCUUUCCAAGUUCAACAUUAAGCCCGUCUUCACCGAGAACAAGAACAUUCACGUCUAUGAGGGCAUUGGCAAGACCGUCGGUACGGACAAGCGCUACUUCACCCGUGCCGUCAUCCGACCGGGACGUCUCCGUGAUGAGAUCCCCACAGCCGAGUACCUCAUCUCGGAGGCUGAUCGCGUUAUCAAUGACAUCUUCGACGCCCUCGAGAUUAUCGGCAACAACAAUUCGGAUCUAAAUCACAUCUUCAUGAACUUCACACCCGUCUUCCAGCUGCACCCCCGCGAGGUUGAGCAGAGUCUGCAGGGCUUCCUCGACCGCUUUGGCGCCCGUGCCUGGAGGCUGCGUGUCUCCCAGGUUGAGAUCCGCAUCAUCUGCACCGACCCCAAGACUGGCGAGCCCUAUCCCCUGCGUGUUAUUGUCACCAACACGUCGGGCUUCAUCGUCGACGUUGACAUGUACGCCGAACGCAAGUCGGAGAAGGGCGCUUGGCUCUUCCACAGCGUCGGCGGCACCAAGGAGAAGGGCCCCAUGCACCUGCUGCCUGUGUCGACCCCAUACCCCACCAAGAACUGGCUGCAGCCCAAGCGCUACAAGGCUCACCUCAUGGGCACGCAGUAUGUCUACGACUUCCCGGAGCUGUUCCGCCAGGCCAUCCAGAACAGCUGGACCAAGUCUAUCAAGGCCAACCCCGAGCUGUCGGGCCAGCAGCCCAAGACUGGCGACUGCUUGGUCUUCACUGAGCUCGUCCUCGACGACUCCGACCGCCUGGAUGAGGUCAACCGUGAGCCUGGCACCAACACCUGCGGCAUGGUCGGUUGGGUUUUCCGCGCCCGCACCCCCGAGUACCCCUCCGGCCGUCGCUUCAUCGUGAUCGCCAACGACAUCACCUACAAGAUUGGCUCGUUCGGCCCCAAGGAAGAUAAUUUCUUCUACAAGUGCACCGAGCUCGCCCGUCAGCUAGGUAUCCCCCGCAUCUACCUGUCAGCCAACUCGGGUGCCCGCCUGGGUCUCGCCGAGGAGCUCAUGCCCCACUUUAGGGUCGCCUGGAACGACGUCACCAAGCCUGACGCUGGCUUCCGCUACUUGUACCUCGACGAUGAGAUUCAGGAGCGCUUCAAGGACACCGUCAUCACCGAGCCUAUCACUGAGGGUGGCCAGAAGAGGAACAGGAUUGUCACCAUUAUCGGCCAGGAGGACGGUCUCGGUGUCGAGUGUCUGAAGGGGUCCGGUCUCAUUGCCGGUGCCACCAGCCGUGCCUACAAUGACAUCUUCACCAUCACCCUGGUGACUUGCCGUUCAGUCGGUAUCGGUGCUUACCUUGUGCGACUCGGUCACCGCGUGGUCCAGAUCGAGGGCCAGCCCAUCAUCCUCACGGGUGCUCCCGCCCUCAACAACCUUCUAGGUCGCGAGGUGUACACGUCCAACCUGCAGCUGGGCGGUACGCAGAUCAUGUACCGCAACGGAGUGUCGCACAUGACGGCUCCAGAUGACUUUGCCGGUGUCUCGCGCAUUGUCGAGUGGCUGUCUUUUGUGCCUGAGAAGCGCAACAGCCCUCUGGCCCUCAGCCCCUUCCCCGACGAGUGGGACCGCGAGAUUGCCUACUACCCGCCCCAGAAGCAACCGUACGAUGUGCGGUGGUUGAUUGCUGGAAAGGACGAGGACGAUGGCAGCUACCUUAGCGGCCUGUUCGAUAAGGACUCGUUUGUCGAGACCCUUGGCGGCUGGGCUCGCACCGUCGUGACUGGUCGCGCCCGCCUUGGUGGCAUCCCCAUGGGUGUUAUCGGUGUCGAGAUCCGCUCUGUUGAGAAUAUCACCCCUGCUGACCCCGCCAACCCCGACUCAAUUGAGCAGAUUGGCAACGAGGCCGGUGGUGUGUGGUACCCUAAUUCUGCCUACAAGACGGCCCAGGCCAUCAACGACUUCAACCACGGAGAGCAGCUGCCGCUCAUGAUCCUCGCCAACUGGCGUGGAUUCUCGGGUGGCCAGCGCGACAUGUACAACGAGGUGCUCAAGUACGGAUCGAUGAUCGUCGACGCCCUGACGAACUACGAGCAGCCAAUCUUCAUCUACAUCCCACCGUUUGGCGAGCUGCGUGGUGGUUCAUGGGUGGUGGUUGACCCGUCGAUUGCCCCCGACACGAUGGAGAUGUACGCCGACGCUGAAUCUCGCGGCGGUGUUCUGGAACCUGAUGGUAUCAUUGGUAUCAAGUACCGCAAGGACAAGCAGCUGAAGACCAUGGCUCGCCUGGAUCCUACGUACGCCGACCUCAAGAAGCAGCUCGAGGACACGUCAUUGUCAGAGGAGGCUGCCGAGGAGGUCAAGGCUAAGAUGGCGGCGCGCGAGAAGGCUCUGCUGCCUGUAUACGCCCAGAUUGCUGCGCAAUAUGCCGACCUGCACGACCGCGCGGGUCGAAUGAAGGCCAAGGGUGUGAUCCGCGACCAGUUGGAGUGGGUGAAUGCCCGUCGCUUCUUCUACUGGCGUCUACGUCGCCGUGUCAACGAGGAGUACAUCCUCAAGCGCAUGACGACCACAGUGCUGGCCAGCAGCCAGCAGCAGAGCACUGCCAAGACGAGCGAGCUGCGCGCUCAGCACCUUCUCCUGCUCAAGAGCUGGUCUGGCCUGGAGGAUUGGGACAAGAAUGACCGUCGCGUGACGGAGUGGUACGAGAGCGACAGGAAGGUGAUUGGCGAAAAAGUGGAGGCUCUGCGUGCCGAGAAGCUGGCUACGGACGUGGCUGCUCUGGUGCGUGGCAACAUGAAGGCGUCUCUCAAGGGAGUGAGGGACGUGAUGAGGGUGAUGCCCGUGGAGGAGAAGGAGGCACUGUUGAAGUACCUAAGAGAUUAG